Messenger RNA from Sapajus apella (tufted capuchin), 520 nucleotides. Its product is annotated as 60S ribosomal protein L37-like. The transcript is spliced from 3 exons. Gene Ontology annotation, molecular function: structural constituent of ribosome; RNA binding. NCBI's taxonomy places the organism in Eukaryota, Metazoa, Chordata, Mammalia, Primates, Cebidae. Gene Ontology annotation, biological process: translation. The coding region runs from base 160 to 474 and encodes 104 amino acids. The record is from RefSeq and is a predicted model, not a curated record. Gene Ontology annotation, cellular component: ribosome; cytosolic large ribosomal subunit.
UUCCCUCUCAGCACUUGUUUGCACCCUUGAGCCUUCAGGCCAGAAGGGACUCCCAGAGCACAGACCAGCCACAACUGCACGGGAGCCACAGAAGUCUCCCAGGCCUACACAGCUUUUCUCAAAAAAUGUAAUAACGCUUUUUCUGGUCGCAGAAGGAGGAUGAUGAAGGGAAUGUCAUCGUUUGGGAAGUGCUGUAAUAAGAUGCACACAUUGUGCCGACGCUGUGGCUCUAAGACCUACCACCUUCAGAAGUUGACCUUCGGGCCAGGCGCGUUGACCUUCGGCAAAUGUGGCUACCCCGCCAAGAGCAAGAGAAAGUAUAACUGGAGUGCCAAGGCUAAAAGACGAAAUACCACCGGGACUGGUCGAAUGAGGCACCUAAAAAUUGUGUACCGCAUAUUCAGGCAUGGAUUCCGUGAAGGAACAACCCCUAAACCCAAGAGGGCAGCUGUUGCAGCAUCCAGCUCAUCUUAAGAAUUUCACCGAUUAGUCACGCAAUAAAUGUUCUGAGAUAGGAAGA